AUGUGGCUCUUUUAUCGUGAUAACCGAAUCUCCAAAUUCACCAUGUUCGGUCUUGUCCCUCACUGUAGCAAAGAAGUCACCCGAUGUUUGUGCCUCCCUGAUUUCCCUGAACCAGCCAACCUAUUCUGGAAGUACCUGGACUUGGCAACUUUUGUCCUUCUCUAUAUUCUGCCCCUUGUUAUUAUCUCGGUCACCUAUGUGAGCGUUGCUAAGAGGCUCUGGUUCCGCAAUGCCGUCGGGGACGUGACCGUCGAGCAAUACUUCGCCCUUCAGCGGAAGAAGAAGGCAACCAUUAAGAUGCUGAUAUUGGUGGUGGUCAUCUUUGCCGUCUGCUGGUUCCCCUUGAACUGCUACGUCGUCCUUCUCUCCAGCCAAGUUAUCCGCAGCAACAACGGGCUCUAUUUCGCUUUCCAUUGGCUUGCCAUGAGCAGCACCUGCUACAAUCCUUUCAUUUACUGCUGGUUCAAUGAGAAUUUCAGGGCGGAGCUCAAGAGCUGCCUCAAGGUGUGUCAGAAGAUCCCGGGCUUCAAGGGCCAAGGGCCGCCUCCUUCUACAGCUCUGUCCUACAGAAUGGCCUGGCCAGACAAUAGCAACUCCAAGGGGUCACCCGGCCUAUCGGCAUCCCAGUUCCAAUUGGGGAAAACUGCCUUGGCAUCUGUUGAACCUAUAGUUGCUAUGGGUUGAACGCUGUAGCAAAGUAAGCAAUGGUAGGUGGCCCUUAGCAGUUAGGAUUGUGUGUGAGCCUAGAGAAGAAGAGAGAGAAUGAUUUCCCAGAGUACCAUGUUUCCCCGAAAAUAAGACACUUAGGUCGA
Sphaerodactylus townsendi is the source of this 812-nucleotide messenger RNA. Its product is annotated as probable G-protein coupled receptor 83. Gene Ontology annotation, biological process: neuropeptide signaling pathway. The record is from RefSeq and is a predicted model, not a curated record. Gene Ontology annotation, molecular function: neuropeptide receptor activity. Gene Ontology annotation, cellular component: membrane. Lineage: Eukaryota; Metazoa; Chordata; Lepidosauria; Squamata; Sphaerodactylidae.